Molecule: messenger RNA, 1650 nt
Organism: Cladocopium goreaui
Lineage: Eukaryota; Dinophyceae; Suessiales; Symbiodiniaceae
Source: the annotation of a GenBank genome assembly
AGCGCUUUGAAGUGAAGAGCCUCCUGUUGACGAGCAAAGCUCCUGAAUUGCCUUCUGCAACCAUGGGUGGUGGUGCAUCUACUGAGCACAAGAGCUUGAUUGAGGGCAAGUCCCCAGAGGAAAUCGCGGCAGCUCUCAAGGAAUUGCCGCCAGAUCAGCUUUCCAAGAUUUGGGCCGCAGUGGACAAAAAUUCGCCAUGCCCAGGCCCUGUGGAUUGCAGUAGCAUCACCGUGGUUGCCAAGGACUACAAGGGCAUGCUGGAUCAACCAAGCGCGCCAAAGUUUAAGGGUGCGUUGGCCCAGAUCUAUGUCCGAAGCCAACCCUAUGGAGGUUCCGAUAAGAGCAACAAUGGCCACCGCUACGAUUCCAUCCCGAUCGUGAAUGGCAUGAUCAGCGCUGGAAUGAGUUGCCAGCUGAUUCACUACACACACGAGGAGCACGACAAGUUUUUCGAGCUUUGCAAAAGCUUCGACUUUGUCAUCGUGCGAUGCAAUCCAGGCCAGAUCAAGGCAGACGGCGGUGACCAACAGAAGUUUGAUGAUGGCAUGCGUGCUUUGAGGAAGAUGGGCAAGCAGGUUUGGCCAUCCCCUGAUGUCAUGGAGAAGAUGGGAGCCAAGGAUGCCUUGUGCAAGGUGGCUACCAUGAACAUUGGUCUCCCAGACACUCUGGCCUACUACAGCCCUGAGGAGUUCUCAGCUGGCUUCAAGAAGACCAUGGCGUUCCAGCCACGUGUCAUCAAGCAGAAUCGUGGCUCAUCUGGCGAGGGCAUUUGGAUCAUCAAAUUGAAAGAUGAGAACUACUGCAAGGAGUACGGCGAGAGGUCCUGUGAGGAUGGUGAGAAGCUGGUCCUCAUGGAGGCCAAUGACAACCAUGAGGAAGAGCACACGGUGGCCGAGUUUGUUGAAUUCUGUGUUCAUGGCCGUACGGACAAGUCAGGUGAGUGGACCUCCAAAGGUGUCGGCAAGUACUUGGAGGGUGGCAAGGAGGCAGGUGGCCAGCUUGUGGAUCAGCGCUUUUGCCCACGUAUUGUGGAAGGCGAACUGCGCUACAAUCUCAUCGGUGAUUCUUUGAUUGGAGUCAUUCACAAGAAGCCCAAGGAGGGAGGAAUCUCUGCCGUUGGUGGAACUGGUUCCAUCUACACCUUCUACGGACCAGAGGAGCCACUUUUCGCAAGUUUGACCGAGAACUUCUUGAAGAAAGACUUGCCCCAUGUGAUGCCUUCCCUGGACUUGGCAGAGGAGCCGUUGCCACUUUGGUGGACCACUGACUUCAUCAACGCCUCGCCUCCCGGAACCAAGGCUGAGGAUGAGAAGUGGAUUGUGGGCGAGUUCAAUUGCUCCUGCGUGGGGAUCUCCCGUUGCUUGGCUGCCUACUGCAAGGACGACACCCCCAACGCCUGCUGGGAUGACAUCUCAGAGGAAGACAAGGCAGAGGCAAAGAAGAUGGGCGACCUCAUGGGAGAAAAGGCGUUGGCCAUUCUCUCAAAGUGAGAGGCCUUUCCCAGCUGCAUGCUGAUGCAUCCUGUAUCAAAUCAUGUAGCCAAAUCCAUCCAAAUCCCGCGCACCAUGAACUGCAAUUGCAGCAUGGUUUUUCAUCUCACACCACCUUGAAGUUGCACAAAGUAGUCGAACUGACCUUGCCUCCAUGGCC